GGCCGCGAUCGACUCCACUGUGCGAGACGUUGCUUUGUUUACGCCGCAUUUCGCUUGGAAAAAAGUGCCGAUAUUCCUUCCAAAUGUGCGUGGAUUCCCUCAACGAGCUGCUGGAGAAGCCCUUCAAGUGUUUCACCAAAGAGGAGCAGCUGGAGAUUGUGCGCAAGGGCCGAUUUACCGACCUGACGAACCUCUCGCAUAGCGACAAGGGUAAGAAGCGUACGUUCUGGACGACGUGGUACCAGAAAGUAACAUGGCUGUCAGGCAAUACCGUCAACAAGAAGCUGUACUGUUGGAACUGUAUCCUUUUCCCUUCGGGCAGUAACAGGACGUGGAACAAAAUGGGCUUCGACGACCUGAGGAAUCUCUCGCAAGCCACGAAAAAGCACGAGGAGAGUCGGGAGCAUAUCUACGCGACCGUCAAGUUGAGACUGUUGUGCAAAAAGGGCCAGAAAAAAACCGAGAGCGUGGAGGAUCAUGGGAAAAAAAUAGAGGUGAAAAGAAACAGGGAAUACUUGGAAAGGUUAAUCGAUAUUGCUGGUACGUUAGCUCGUGUCGGAGUGCCGCUCAGAGGGGGGGAAGACGAGGAAGACUUGUACGGAAGUAUGGUACACCUGAUGAAAAAAUACGACGACGUCGUCCGCACCCAGCUUGAGCAGGGUCACAGUUUCCACGGUUUGACGUCUACGAUUCAAAUCGGUUUAAUUCAGUCUAUGGAACAGGCGAUCCACCAAAGGAUAGCAGAAGAAGUGUCUAGGGCGACUUUUUUCUCUCUAAUGGUGGGCGAGAUGAAUUCCGACAUACAAUUCAAACGCAUAUCUGUUUCUAUAAGGUACGUAACCAAUGGGGUGCCCGUAGAAAGAUUCAUCGGACUCUUCGAAGUCAACCACGGAGCAAAAGCGGAAGAGGUAGCCGCCAUAUUGGACACGGCUCUCGACAGAUUCAAUUACAAAGAAAAGAUGAUCACCCAGAGCUACGACGGUCGGGUGGUGAAAGCAACAGAGCUGUACAGUCUGCAACAAAACGUGAAAAGUCGGCAACAUCCCCACUGCCAAGCUCAGCUGGUGCACUACUACGCGUUGGACUUCGGGGUAGUCCUGUCGCAAGCUCUGAGCUCUGUCCAAGAAUGCAAACUGUUCUUUUCCGUGAUAGCGCUGUUCUGCAAAUUUUUCCAAGACCUGAACUUUCAACCGGACAAGAAGCUAUUCGAAUCCAUCCCGACGUGUGUUGCGAACUUAAAAACCCAAUAUGAACCGUUGCUGAGGCUCCUGGAAUACAUCACUACGGACGAACAGUAUGAAAACGCCCUAACCCGCGUCGCUGCAGCCGUCAACUUAAUAAAUCACAUGAAAAACUUCAGGUUCCUGAUCUUCGUCACGAUGUUCGCCAAAUUCUUCUCGCUGAUCGGAGAAUUUAUCAACCGCAUCCAAGGGAGAAUCCUAAACGCCAAGGAGUGUCGCAGAGAGGUCAACUCUUUGAUAAAAAAUUUAAAGAUAUACAAAGUUAAUUCGGAUUUUAAUUAUUUAAUCCGAAAUGCCGUUCAAGCUCCCAGUGCAGAUAUAAGCGCGUCCACUAUAGCCAACAUGUUCGCGUUAAACGUGCAAAUUCUGGACAACCUCAUCCACGAAAUAGAAGGAAGGUUUCUGGACAUAGAACUGGGUGACUUCUUCGUACUGGUGGGCGUGGAAAAUUUCGCCUUGGACGCAGCACAAACCAAACCUUUAGAUAGCGCUCUACUCCUAAGCAUAAGGGAGAACUACCCCAAAUUUUUCGACACCACUAAGUUGAGAAGCGACCUGGAUUUGCUCUACGGCGACCCCUCUAUAGGCGGCUUUGGAGAGCGCAACAUAAACCAGAUUAAGGACAUCUUAAAGUUCGUCCACGACAACGACAUAAGAGAUAACGUUCCGGAGCUGUACAAGCUUCUUGAACUAGUUGUGACCGUCCCUUCGUACGCUGAACCGUUAGAAGGGAUGUUGUGCGUUCUGAACCGGAUCAAUUCUUACUGCGGUUCGCAGAAAAAAGAAGAACCCAGGAGCGGACUGGCCGUGCUGGCUAUAGAAAGGGACCUACUGCUCGAGAUGGGGAAGAAUACUCAGUGGUAUUCGCAAGUAAUUGACCAUUUUGCCAAGUUACCGACUACGAGUAGCAUAGAACUUCUGUAUAAAAACACAAGCGAUGAACAUUCCAUACCAAAACCGAAAGCUGAAAUGAUUUGGGAACCAGAGUUAGAGAUCAAAAGUGAACCCGACACGUUUUGAAAAUGUAAAUAGGACAGUAAAUAUAUUUUUUCCCAAAAAAAAACAAAUUUUUUUAAUACAUCAUUUUAAUAUAAGAAAGGAUAUAACUGGGGUGCAUUUAAUAAAAAUAU
Anoplophora glabripennis (Asian longhorned beetle) is the source of this 2371-nucleotide messenger RNA. RefSeq names its product zinc finger MYM-type protein 1-like. Bases 84 to 2261 code for a protein of 725 amino acids. The record is from RefSeq and is a predicted model, not a curated record. The transcript has 2 exons. Lineage: Eukaryota; Metazoa; Arthropoda; Insecta; Coleoptera; Cerambycidae.